AUGAGUACAUAUCUAUGUCUAAGGAUUCUAUCUGUAUUUUCUGAUCUUAUUUCACUAAAAUCAUUUUUUUGGAAAAAUACCAAAGGUUGUGAAAAGAAGAGAAAAAAGAGGAGAGAAAAAAAAAAAAAAAAAAAAAAAAAGCAUUAUUUCGAAAAAUUGUUCUCUUACCUAUAUUUGUCAAUAUUACUUAAUGAUUUUUCUAAAAUUGGUAAUUCUGAUUCAGAAUCUUUUAACCUUUGCAGAUUGAUAAGUGCUUUUCUUCUUGACAUUAUAAAUUAUAAAAAAAAAAAUAGCCUUGACACUACUACCCCCAAUGUAACGAAAUAA
Dictyostelium discoideum AX4 is the source of this 327-nucleotide messenger RNA. RefSeq lists its product as hypothetical. NCBI's taxonomy places the organism in Eukaryota, Evosea, Eumycetozoa, Dictyosteliales, Dictyosteliaceae. Bases 1 to 327 code for a protein of 108 amino acids. The transcript has 2 exons. The record is from RefSeq and is a predicted model, not a curated record.